CCGGAGCGGGCGCCGGGCGCAGUGGCUGAGCCCCGAGUGAGCGAGCGCAGCGCCCGCCGCCCGUCCCCACCGCCGCCGCAGCCGCCGCCGACCCGCCGUCCCCGCCGUCCCCGGGGCAUGGCCUGUCUGACGGCCGCUUUCUCGGUCGGCACCGCCUUGAACACCAGCAGUUACUCUGCAGUGAUGACGGAGCUCAAGUCGGUGUGCGUCUCGGUGGACGAGGUGGUCUCCAGCAACACGGAGCUGUGCGAGAAGGAUAUGCUGAAUGGGCAUCUGAAAAAAGUGGACAACAACCUCACAGAGGCCCAGCGCUUGUCCUCCUUGCCCCGGAGGGCAGCUAUCAACAUUGAAUUCAAGGACCUUUCCUACUCGGUCCCAGAAGGACCCUGGUGGAAGAAAAAAGGUGGAUUAGAUGAUUCAAGAUUCGUAGUGGCUCUUAACUUCUCAUACGAGUACAAAGAAUUCACAAAGAUGGGCCAGCGUCCAGGAUACAAGACUCUGCUGAAAGGAAUUUCUGGGAAAUUCAACAGUGGGCAGCUGGUGGCCAUCAUGGGUCCUUCCGGGGCUGGGAAGUCCACGCUCAUGAACAUUCUGGCCGGAUACAGGGAGACGGGCAUGAAGGGAACCAUCCUCACCAACGGCAAAGCCCGGGACCUGCGCUGCUUCCGGAAGGUGUCCUGUUACAUCAUGCAGGACCACAUGCUGAUGCCGCACCUCACGGUGCAGGAGGCCAUGAUGGUAUCCGCGCAUCUGAAGCUCAAGGAGAAAGACGAAGGCAGAAAGGAGAUGGUCAAGGAGAUCCUGACGGCUCUGGGCUUGCUGUCUUGUGCCACCACUCGGACCGGAAGUCUCUCAGGCGGGCAGCGGAAGCGCCUGGCCAUCGGGCUGGAGCUGGUGAACAACCCUCCUGUCAUGUUCUUCGAUGAGCCAACCAGCGGCCUGGACAGCUCCUCCUGCUUCCAGGUGGUCUCCCUGAUGAAAGGGCUGGCUCAGGGAGGGCGGUCCAUCAUCUGCACCAUCCACCAGCCCAGCGCCAAGCUCUUCGAGAUGUUCGACCAGCUUUAUGUUCUUAGUCAAGGACAGUGUGUGUACCGGGGGAAAGUCUCCAAUCUUGUACCAUAUUUGAGGGAUUUAGGUCUGAACUGUCCAACCUACCACAACCCCGCUGAUUUUGUCAUGGAGGUGGCGUCCGGUGAGUACGGCGAUCAGAACGGCCGCCUGGUGAGAGCCGUCGGUGAGGGCCUGUGCGACUCUGACUGCAGGAAAGAGCCUCCUGGGGGCGAUGGCGAGGUGAACCCCUUCCUCCAGCACCAGCCCUCGGAAGAGGUAAAGCCGUCCAAAGGAUGGAAGGGGCGGAAAAAGAACUCCACUUCCACGGAAAGCUGCCACAGCGUCUCCGCCAGCUGCCUCACCCAGUUCUUCAUUCUCUUCAAGAGGGCCUUAUUGAGUACCGUGAGGGAUGCGGUCUUGAUGCACCUGCGGGCCACCUCGCACAUUGCCAUUGGCCUCCUCAUCGGCCUGCUCUACUUGGGGAUCGGGAACGAAGCCAAGAAGGUCAUGAGUAACUCCGGCUUCCUCUUCUUCUCCAUGCUGUUCCUCAUGUUCGCGGCCCUCAUGCCCACCGUGCUCACGUUUCCCCUGGAGAUGGGUGUGUUUCUCCGGGAACACCUGAAUUACUGGUACAGCCUGAAGGCCUACUACAUGGCCAAGACCCUGGCCGACGUGCCCUUCCAGAUCGUGUUCCCGGUGGCCUACUGCAGCAUCGUGUACUGGAUGACGUCGCAGCCGUCCGACGCCGUGCGGUUUGUCCUGUUUGCUGCCCUGGGCACCAUGACCUCGCUGGUGGCGCAGUCCUUGGGCCUCCUGAUUGGAGCUGCUGCCACAUCCCUGCAGGUGGCAAUCUUCGUGGGCCCCAUGACGACGAUCCCCAUCCUCCUCUUCUCAGGAUUUUUCGUCAGCCUUGGCACCAUCCCCACCUACCUGCAGUGGAUGUCCUACAUCUCCUACGUCAGGUACGGGUUUGAGGGGGUCAUGCUGUCCAUCUACGGCCUGGACCGCGAGGACCUGCACUGUGACGUGGACGAGACCUGCCACUUCCAGAAGUCGGCGGCCAUCCUGCGAGAGCUGGACGUGGAGAAUGCCAAGCUCUACCUGGACUUCAUCGUCCUGGGCAUUUUCUUCAUCUUGCUGCGCAUCAUCGCCUACUUUGUCCUGAGGUACAAAAUCCGGGCAGAGAGGUAGAGCUCCUGACUGCCGGCAGACAGGAGCAUUAGACACUGCCGCCAAGGGCACCUGGCCGUGUCGCGGCCACCAGCCUGUGCCCGAGGACGGGACGACUGGGACUCAGCCCCUAGCCACCACGUCUGGCUCGUGGGUGCCAAGCGUUCGACAGCUCUGCCCUGGGGGGACGGGUCUUCUCCCCAUUCCCCUUCCCAGCUUCAACUAGGAAGAAGAUGUAGAAGGGGUAAUUUUCACGUGCAGAAUUUAAACCGCCCACAUCUGGGGCAGCAUUGAAACCUGCCACAGAGCUGGUGACAAGAGGUUUCCCUGGUCACACCCUUCCUCGUGACCAGGUAGCUCUGGUCGCGGGCGGGGCCGCGAGCAGCCCCUCGCCUGGUCACUGCGCAGUUAGGCGUCCUGGGGAGAAAGGCGGAGAGGAAGCCGGUUCUGUUUUAUGACUUGCUUUUCAUAGUUUUCAUAUUUCUACAGUUUGUCUCUUUUUCCAAUGAGAAGUCACUUUCCAAGCCCAAAGCCUGUGAAUGUCAUUCAUUUGAAGAAACUGUGUCUUUGCAGCCCUUGUGGGAGAGAGUUGUUCAGGGUGACCCGGCUUCGCUGACAGACAGAACCUGUGAAAGGUGCAAGUGCGGGGCCCAAGUUGAGAGACUUGGGAACUGUAUGCGCGAAGCCGUGCGGAAAUUUUAAAAAGUUACACAAAAAGUGGGAAGGCGAAGUUGGCCCACUCUUUCCAAGUUUUUUAUUUUCCCCAGACUUAUUUUAAGCGAAAUAUAUUGUUUCUUUCUUCCUAAAUUUCUGAGCACUUUAAUUUUUAGUUGUUGUUAAUCCUCACCCGAGGAUAUCUUUCCACUGAUUUUUAGAGAGAGUGAAAGGGAGGAGGACAGACAGAGAGAGAGAAACAUCGAUGUGAGAGAGACACAUCAAUUGGUGGCUUCCCACACAUGUCCCAACCAGGGCCUGGGAUUGAGCCUGCAACUGAGGUACAUGCCCUUGAUCAGAAUCAAACCCAGCACCCUUCAGUCCACGGGCCAACGCUCUGUCCACUGAGCCAAACCAGCUGGGGCUGAGCACCUUAAUUUUGCCUAAAAUAUUCUAGAAGACCCACCCUGUUGAGUUUGUACAAACAUUUUUCCUUUCCUCAUAUAUCACAUCAACUACCUCCACUGAACCUGGGAACGCUGGGCUGAGGGACAUCCAGGUGUGAGCGUUGAGGGGUCCCAGGUGCAGCCGUGAAAGCUGAGCUGACUGCCUGAUACGGAAGCUGCUGAGACCCCAUUAGAAUGCAAGGCCCUUGCAGGACCCCGGACCCUGAGUGUGGCCGAGGUGUUCGUAGCUCCUUAAACAGGCGGUGGGGUGAGUCCAUCUCCGGAGCUGGUUCUGGUGGCAGCUUGGCCGUACCACCUUGUCAGUGUUUGGUUUGUGUAGACAUCUUCCCAGGGACGUAAUCACAUGAGUAAAUCUCUCCAGGGCAGGAACAGUGGCAUCUGCAGGGCGACAGCCUGUGACUGCCUAACAGAGCUCCUGUGUGCCUGUCAGCCCCGAGCAGUGCGUGUGUCUACAGGGUAGGAGGUGCCUCUGGCCAAAGAAGGUCGGAAGGAAAAUGGCAUUGCUUUCCCCUUCUAGACCAUCACUGUCCCGGAAUCAGGGUCCCCUAAUGAAAGGCUGUAUGUCUGUGGGCAGAAAACUCACAAACCUCUCUGACCCUCGGUGUCCUCUUCUGUGAAUAAUGGCACGAGCUAGUCUUCAAGGCCAUUUCAGCUCAAAGAUUUCUCGGUUCUGUCCCCAACUCUUAUUUCCUACUUCAGAGAAUGAAAAGAGUUCAAUUUUCACUUGCACACGGAUUUGUAAAUGCUAAGAGACCCCCUUUUCACCUUUAGAUCCUUUUUAGUAAAUAAACACAAUCCAGGUAUAUUAAAAUGUAAUUUUAAGCCUGCUUGUCCCACACAAAUAGAGCAGCGUUGCCUUCCAGGCCAUGUUAUUUAACCAGGGUCAAACUUAGCUUUUAUAAAAAGUCUUUUAAUUUCAAGAUAGAUUUGCCUGUAAGACAUCACACAUAGGAAGACCCACAUAGGAACAGCCGAGUGCGGUACAGAGUUGGGAAGAGGAGAAAGUCAUCUCACCCCAGAAUUACAUCAGCUGAGGUCAGUGUUUAAAGGCCUCUUCCCGUCCAUGUCAGCCCCUGGGUUGCAGCUCUGUGACCCUACAAGGACAUGCAUGCCAGGAACUGCGCUCAGAGUCGACCAUCUCAUCCACAGAGCCCGUUCACUGAGCCAGCAGUGUCCUGUCUCAGCCAUUUCAGAAGGAAACUGUGAGAUAGAUUCCUUUAGAUUUACAAUCUCAUCUCCAAGCACAUCUAAGCCUGCAGAAGGAAUAUUUCCAUAGGAGUUCAUGCUCCCUGCAUUUCAGUGUUUUACUGUUAGCUUAUCUCUUAACAGAUGAGCAACUGAUUAAGGUCUCCCCCGUACCCAGGGGCAGAUCUUUGGGGACGUGAGGGCUGUUGGGUGCUUGAAGGGAAACCCACGUGCAAAAUGACCAGGGCUAUUUUUUAAAGGAUGCUAAGUGGAGUGUCGCAGGUGAACUGCCAGCAGGAUAAUUUGCCUCGGAAGACCUAAAGCCACGUUGAGUGAGCUUGGGUCACCCCUAGGAUGCUGCUGCCUUCACCCCAGUUCAACUCUCAGCGAGCGCCCCCUCCAUUAUAAACCCUUCACAGCUUUCACUGAGAUGCUGCUGUUCUGUGCUGAUCUCCAGACACUGGCCUUCUGCCCUUGUUUUAGGGGAGUUUGAGAAAUUACCUUAUUUCAAUGGCCUAAGGCUGUGGUCGGUUCUUUGGCCCCUUGAGUGUGGCUCUUCCUAAGCCUUAGGAGCACCCUAAUUAAGUUAAUAACAAUGGACCUACCUAUAUAGUUUAAGUUUAAAAAAUUUGGCUCUCAAAAGAAAUUUCAAUCGUUGUACUGUUGAUAUUUGGCUCUGUUGACUAAUGAGUUUCUGAGCAAACUCAUUAGUCAACAUAGCCAAAUAUCAACAGUACUUCUUCAAAAUAAACUUGCCCAGGCCGAAAAUUGACUUCUGCGUAUGGGCCACGAAGUUUCAAUCGCAGGGCACCAAGGCUGGCAGAGGGGCAGGAAGGUCCCAGGUCCCAAUACCACGUGGUAUUUUGUGGAAGAGCCACACUCAAGGGGCCAAAAAGCCGCAUGUGGCUCGCGAGCUGCAGUUUGCCAACCACGGGCCCAAGGUAACAUCCAAGCAAUGGACUGAUUUAUUUUUCUAAAUAGCUGUGGUUCAGAGGUAGGUGGCGAUGUGCUGGCUUUCCUACGUGGGAAUUUAGACCAGGCCAACUUCUCAAAUCCGAGUCUUUAAGUGCUUUCUGAAUGUAGUGACGCCGACACCCCUUUCACUCUGACUGCUUCUUGAUGUAGAGAAGGAUGGAUUCUUGGGUAAAAGAUGCAUGGCUUCUCCGAAUGUUGGCAGAGGGGAAACAGAAGCUCAGAGAAUUCCGCUCUCUUUCUUUCUUUUUUUAUUAUUAGGUUGUUAAUUUUUUUUGAGAGAGAGAGAGAGAAAGAGAGAGGAAGGGAGAGGGAUAGAGAGAUAGAAACAUAGAUGACAGAAAAACAUCAUCGAUCGGCUGCCUCCUACAUGCCCCACACUGGGGAUUGAGCCCACAACCUGGGCAUGUGCCCUGACCUGGAAUCGAACCGGCAUUCUCUUGGUUCAUGGGUCAACGCUCAACCACUGAGCCACCAGCCGGGCUGGAGAAUUUCACUUUCAAAUGGAACUUCUCAGGAGAGGAGGGGGCACCUGGGAUUCUAUCCACUGUUCUGGCUCCGAGACCUGGUCAGGGCCUGGUCCCUGCUGACCCGCCCCAUUCUGGGUACCUUUCCCCUCUGUCCCGCCUGAGGUCAUGCUGUGCCCCCCUUUCUUUUAUGCUUGUUGAGUAUCAGCUAGGGAACGGCAUCCUCCCCAAGUCCCCGUGGGUGAUGUGGGGAGCUCUCCCCAGAAGGGGAAGAAGCCCUCCAUGAACAUUCACAGGGGAGAUGCCGGAAUCAGCUGAUGUCACCUCGAGGGAGGGGCCUUCAGGACCCUUAGGUCCCAGGAAAUGGGACAUGCACUUUUAGGUAAAACUCGUGCACAGACAGGUCACCUCCCGCCCUGAAAAAGGCUCGGCCAGGAGGCCAGGGAUGGGCUGUGUCUGUGAGGUUGGAAUCACCUCAGUUGUCUGCCUGAGCAAAACACAAGCUCCAGUGGAUUGAGCCUCUCUCUUUAGCGAGUGUUCGGGCCCUGCCUUGAUGCCUUAGGAAUUCCCCCAUCUGUUUACUCAGCAAGUGUUGACCGACCAUCCCAAGCUUGGUGCUGUCCCAGGUGCUGGGCCAGGGGAGGGCGCUCAGACAACAUGGGCGGCCUCCAGGGCAGGCAGGAGUGGGGGCGGGGGGGGGGGGGCAUGGACCUGCAGGGCACCAAGGCUGGCAGAGGGGCAGGAAGGUCCCGGGUCCCAGGACCAGGAAAGAGCAGAAUUUGAGUCCCAGUCUGACCCCCAAAUCUCCAUUUUUUUUUUUCUUUCUUUGCCACCCUGCCUCCGGUUCAAAGUGUACAGGUGUGUGUGAAAAUACUUUAUAAGGCAUAAAAUGCAAUGGAAGCAUAGGGGCUAUUCAUUCUGGACUCCCUGUCACCAAACGGAUAGCUGAGAUGGGAGGGUGCCCGUGCCCCUCCCCUCCAGUCGCCUUGCCUAGGGGCGUUCCGAGCUGGCCUGGGGCUGAGCUUACUCGGGCCUGGGUGGAGUGUGCCUCCCUCUGCCCUGGCACGGCCUUGGCCUCCUCACGCAGCUCGCUGGGGGCGAGCUUGGGCAGAGAGGGGCUGCAGUGUGUGAUACACACACAGAUGCGCACACACGUGCUCACGUGCGGGCUUGUGCUAGGUUCUAUGUCACAGUGUUAUUCUGUGGUGUUUCCUUCAUCUAUGAAUCCUCAGUCACCCUUUACUCCGAGAAGAAGAGAAAACAUUCCCGCACUUCACGCCUGCCACGCCAAUGGUAAGAGCAGGGUCCGAACCACGAAGGAUGUCACCAUUGCCAGCUAAGUGACAAUGUGACAAAAGUAAAACAAAAUAGCUUGGGGGGGGGGGGAUGCAGAGUGUAUGAAUAUAAAGUUAGAUACUUUCGAGAAAUGACGACUGCUAAUAAAGUAUUUUAUAUAAAGCUUUUUA
This is a messenger RNA of Myotis daubentonii (Daubenton's bat), 7431 nucleotides long. RefSeq names its product ATP binding cassette subfamily G member 1 (gene ABCG1). The record is from RefSeq and is a predicted model, not a curated record. Gene Ontology annotation, biological process: transmembrane transport; cholesterol homeostasis; cholesterol efflux. Lineage: Eukaryota; Metazoa; Chordata; Mammalia; Chiroptera; Vespertilionidae. Gene Ontology annotation, cellular component: plasma membrane. Gene Ontology annotation, molecular function: ATP hydrolysis activity; ABC-type sterol transporter activity; ATP binding.